AAAUUGUUUAUAGCAAAAUAUUUUUUAAACAUUGACAAAUACAAACAAAUACCACGAAACAAAUCAAAAAUUAGAAGGAAAACAAUAAUUCGUGUAAUUGUGGACAGAUCCUAAAUGGGAAAAUUGGACAUGGAUUUCUGGAAUUAUAUUGAUCAAAGAUUCUGAGGAAUUUUGCAAAAUAUUACAUCCUACAAGAAAUGGAGACGAAAUCAAUGUCAGACAAUGUGCCGCCUAGGCCUGAAUAUUUUUUCGUGACAGCCUUUGUAAGUCAGAAAGCCGACUACACGCUGGACGAUUCAUUUUGGAAUGAAGAAAGUCCUGUUGGUGAAGUUGAACGUCUACUUAAGGAAUACCGCCAGAACCAAGAAUUGGUGCGCCGUAUCGGUGGCCAUUAUUAUCAAAUCAUUUAUCCGGUGCAGCUAAGACACCACGAGAAAAUGGGCAUUUCAACGCGUGAAGUGAGUCCACCCAAGCCUGGACAACGACCUCGUCCUCAUGAUGAUGGUGGCUUUAGUAGAGGAAGAACAAAGAAACACUUUCAUCGAACCUCAUUGUUAAUUAAGGCUUUUAAUCAUAAGUUUCGUUUAGAUCUGGAAUUAAAUUCACAACUUUUAUCGCCGAAUUUAAUACAGAAACACUAUCACUCUAGCGGUUAUUUAGUAGAUGGCAAUCGUCAUGAUAUUGAACAUUGUUAUUACCAUGGAACGGUUAAAGAUUAUCCCGGUGCCAGUGCAGCCUUUCACACAUGCAACGGUGUUAGCGGGGUCAUACACAUAGGCAAUGAAACAUUUGUGAUACAUCCCUUCUAUGGAGGUGAUCUAUCGAAGCAUCCUCAUGUUAUCUUUGAGGCACGCACCAAAGCCAACAAGGGCUGCGCGAAUACGGGCAAUCUGGACUCGUGGCGUUUGUCACGACGCACAAAACAUUUGUCAGCUGGUAUUAUCGAUGAGAUACAUCCAAAUGGUGCUGGUCGCUAUAAACGUGAUGUUCGCGAGGCUACCAAAUACAUAGAAACUGCCAUAAUAGUGGACAAGGCCAUGUUCGAUAAGCGGAAUGGCAGUACAAGGGCCGAAGUAAUACACGAUGCAAUACAAGUUGCCAACAUUGCGGAUUUGUAUUUCCGUACAAUGAAUACCCGUGUGGCUGUGGUUUACAUUGAGACCUGGGGCAAAAAUCAGGCUAUCAUUGACGGCAGCAAGGACAUUACCAAGGCUAUGUCAAAUUUUAAUGACUACACAUCGAGAAAUCUAUUUCAAGUGGAACGUGAUACAACACAGCUUCUAACCGGCGAGACAUUUGCCGGAGGUGAGGCGGGCAUGGCAGUGCCGGACACCGUGUGUACGCCACGUGCUGUGGGCAUCAGCGUUGACAUCAAUGUCUACGAACCACAUUUAUUGGCCGGCACCAUGGCCCACAUGAUUGGCCACAAUAUUGGCAUGGGCCACGACGAUGGACGAGAGGAAUGUUUUUGCCGCGAUUGGCACGGUUGCAUAAUGGCUCAAUCGAUUGUCGGCCAAGAGAAUGUCCAGCCUUACAAAUUCUCAGAGUGCAGUAAAAAGGAUUACAUCGAUUCGCUGCGUACGGGGAACGGCCUGUGUUUGCUGAACAAACCCAACGAGAUCGAAAUGCGUCGCAACUGCGGCAACAAGAUUGUCGAGGAGGACGAGGAGUGCGAUUGUGGUACCUUUGAAGAAUGUGCCUCAGAUCCAUGCUGUGAUGCCAUUACGUGUAAGCUCAAGUCGGAAGCCCAGUGUGCCAGUGGAGCCUGUUGUGACCAGUGUCGUUUGCGUCCCAAGGAUCAUAUUUGCCGUGAUUCAAACAACGAAUGUGAUUUGCCCGAGUAUUGUGAUGGUGAGGUUGGCGAAUGCCCCAUAGAUGUGUUUAAAAAGAACGGAUCGCCCUGUGGCCACUCCAAAUCUGGAGUGUCUGGUUAUUGCUUUCAGGGAAAAUGUCCCACUUUGAAUUUGCAGUGUGAAGCCAUAUGGGGCUAUGGCGGUGUGGCAGCCGAUCGUGAGUGCUUCGAGCAGUUCAACUCAAAGGGGUCCAUUAAUGGUCACUGCGGUCAGAACGGCAAGGAUAACUACAUAAAAUGCGAACCAGAAAAUGUUCAGUGCGGCACAUUGCAGUGCAAAGAGGGAGAACGCCAGCCUGUCAAUGACGGUGACCUUUAUUCGAGAACCAUUAUAUCCAUCAAAGGCUUGGAAUAUGAAUGCAAAGCUACUAGCGGCCAAGGAACAGGUGUAGGAGAAACUCCAGACCAUGGUUUGGUCAAGGACGGCACACCGUGCGGUGAAAACUUGAUUUGCCUCAAUCAGACAUGUGUCAGCAUAUUUCCACAUGUCGACCAAACCAAGUGUCCAACCAACAGUCUUGGUCAAGAGUGUAACAACCGUGGGGUUUGCACCAACACCAACAAAUGCUUCUGUGACAUGGGAUGGGGAGGAUUUGAUUGCAGCCUAAUUGUCUUAUUAACCACACCACUGCCAACGGAAGCCCUGCCAACGCAAGAGAACACAAUCAAAAUGGAGAAGAAGGAGACGCCGUAUGAGAACUACCAUGGCUCAAAUACAGUAUUCCUAGUUGGUGUACUAAUGUCAGUUGUUGGGUUCGUUUUUGUAACAUUCACCUUGAUGGCACUGUGCUACAGGCGCAAGACGACCACCCUCAAAUACGAUCCACCCUACACCAAGAAACCAAUGGCCAAGGCAUACGGCGGACCACCGGCCACUGCCCCCAAUCACCAGUCGGUGGAAGAAAUCUCCCAGGAUGGUUCGAAUAAAUUGAAUGUCUAUGAAAAUCAAUCCGGUUUCACAGCAUUCACAGUCGCCGUUAUACGGCCGAUGACGAUCAUCAGCAUUCAGAAAAAGGUAUUUUGAAGAAACACGGCUAUGGCAUGGUCCACAGCGGAAUGCACGAUGACGGACAAUCGGAUAAUAUGGAAUUGAUUGCUCAGGACAGCACCAUGGCCUCGACCAGCAAUGCUGCUGUUUCGGAAGUCGAACGAACUCUCAAGUCCCUCAAUGGCUAUCAUGAGGACAUUUUGGAAGCUUUGCGCAAUGCUGCCUCACAUCGCGGCACUGGCACCGGCAACACGCCCGUCGGCACCGGUAGUUUGAGUGAAGAAAUGAUACGCAAAACUCUGCAGGAAUGUGCAUCGUCUCAGCUGGGCUACUCCGAGCCCUAUAAACGUUCGGCCAGCUCAAAGAAUAGCUCGCGUGAGAAUAUUUGCGAUCAGGGUGCCCAGCACACCCUCUUGGAUAUGUCCGGUUCGGGAAUGGGUGGUCCGCACGGCGGCGGACCAAUUAUGCAUCAUCACCGCUCGCAGCAUCAGCUGCACCAGCCACUAGUGCAGCAGCAAUUGCCGCCCGACGACGAAGACGCCCCCGCCACGGGGCCAUUGCGUAUACGGAAUCUCGAGGACCUCAUACGCCAGCUGGAGCACCAUUCGUCGCGCCACAUGAGUCCCAGCGGCUCGGAGGACAUACGGAUUUCGGAAAACGAAGGCGACCGCCUCUAUAGAUUAGAUAGUUCAGCCGCUUGUAGUGAAUCCUCGCAAGGAUCUAAUCAGCAAUUAGCACAAUCGCAAAAAACUGCAACAAUACAUCCGUCUUAUAGCAGUCGUUGUCGACCGCGUGCCGAAGAGGAGUCGAGAUUCUCGUAUGGAAGGUACAGACAUCCCACUACAACCAGUAGACAUCCUUCACAUCAGUCACACUCACCUCAUGCUUUCGGCCAUCAUGCACAUCACUCGCAUGCCCAUGGCCAUACCACGCACGGCCCGCAUUCAUCGCAUCACUCAUCGCACACGCAUUUGCAUCAGGACGAAGACGGCAUCUAUGAGAGUGCCGAUCCCCACGAUCGUUCGAUGGUAGACCAACGUCUCGAUCCUCGGGAAGUGGCCGACAGUGAGAGUGAUGACUUUAUUCAAGCUCAACAACAGUUAGCCCGAUGGGCGAGUGAGGAUGUGGUAUCCGUCGUGGUAAUGGAGCAGCAACCGUUAGCCGGUACAACAGCGGAUUCCCAACAAUCCAACGCCGGCGGACACACAUCGGGGACGGCAUCAGCGAAUACCGUUAUCCACCACCACCAGCAUCAGCACCAGCACCACGGCGAUCAUCCAUCCUCGGUGGGAGCGGCCAAUACAACCUCAUCGUCAGUCAAUGCCCAUAUGGCAGCGAAUAUGGCAACCGUGCCAAAUGGCAUCGUUGUAAGUCAGAGGGACUACUACCCCUCGCCACCCUCCACGGAGACCGAAAGCAGUGGAAGUGUUAUCCAACCACUCAAUCGUCGCUACACGCUGCAGGGCGAUUCAGCUCAACAGCAGCUGCAAUUGCAUCAGCUACACCAACAGCAGCAUCAGCACCCCUCCCAUCAGCACCAACAACAACAGCAGCAGCAGCAACAGCAGCAGCUCACCGGCGACAACACCACCACCACCAGCAGCAGCAACAACAGUCAAACCGGUCAAAUCAUGGAGAAUGGUCGCUAUCCCGAAUAUAAGCACUGAUAGUAUAACACCAUCGCUACCAAACGCAAAAGCAACAACAAAAUCACAGCCAACAACCACAGCCACAGCCAAUAUCAGCUUAGCUCCCAUGCCCAGGCUCAAAUUCAUCGCCAAGACCUUGAGCCGCCACAGCCGCAGGAACAGUCAUCCCAGCCGCAGCCACAGCAGCAACAACAACAUUCGCCUCAUUGCUUUGCCCACAAAUUACAGGCCAUACCCUGAGGCGAUUCAGGUGAAAUGCUGAAUGGCUGGCCUGUGCCUGCCUCAAUAAAACCGAACAAAUUUCAUGCAAAUCCUUGUUUGUAUGUCUUGCCCUCCCCCUCUCAAACUUUAUCUCUCUCUCUCUCUGUCUAAGUAACCGCAAAGUGAUGCAUGCCCCACUCUCUCGGGUCGAUAAGAGGCACACAAUCACAGUCAAGAAACAUUCCUACUACAACAACAACAUGCAUUAAGAAAACAAUAUUGGAUCCACUGCAGCAACAUCUAUAUUCUAAACAAACAAACUCGAUUAGUUAUCUUCAAACAAAAAAAAAAAAAACAAAGAAAACAAGAAAAAACAAAAAAGAAUACAAAAAUAAGAAAAAAACAAAAGACAAAUAUUGUGAUUUUAUACAAAGUAGACGAUAUUCAUAUUUUAGUUUAAACAAAACAAAAACAAAGGAAAAGUAAUAAAUUUAAAGAAAACAAAUCUUUAGAAAAAAAUUUAACGAAUUGAUUGAUAAUGGCCAACAACACCACAUCCCCAUCCCCCCACACCCACGAAAACAAAAAUCACCAACAGCAGUUGCAGACAUUGAAAGCAAAUGAAACUGCUAUCAUGCAUUCGCGCAUAGCAAUUAGUACCGCAAAUGCCUGCCUCCUCCCACCCUGUGUUUGUCCUUGUCAAUUGAAUACUCACUCCUUGAGUGCGUGUGUGUGGGUUAGUAAGUGCAUGGGUGACAUUUGUCUUUCAAUGCCAAAAACAAUGCAACGCUCAGAACAAUUACUUUAGGCUAGUCAAACAAAACGUCCUCUCCCCUCCCCCGCCCCUUUCCAUCUAAUAGUCUCUCACACAUUGCCACCAAUGCACUGAAUACCACAUAGAACACACUUUUCCCUUUCCCACACACUCAAACAUGUAUAAUUACAGGAGUGCAUCAUACACCUCACACACACACACAUACACCACUGCUGUUCUUUGCCCCUGACCACGCUCAAUCACAGUCACUUAACGUGUGAACUCUACCGACUGAUAAUUCUCUCCCCCCAUAGAGAGCCAAUGAUACACAAAAUGAGUUCCGCGGAUUGUCACUGUGUGGCCGACAUCCAUCAACGACAAGUUGUGGUUGAAACUGAGAAAUUGUAUUUGCCGAACAUAGAAUUUGGUUCUUUAAAGGACGUUAUUAAAACAUUUUGAUUCUUUUCCCAACUUAUAUAUUAAAAUAUAUAUAGGGUAAGUCUGCCUAAAUUCGGCAUGUCCCAGUAGCCGGCACUUUUCAUUUUUAAGCCCAAAUAAAUGAAACUAUUGUAACUAAAUGUAUUUUGUUUACUUCAAAUAUAUUGUCAGCUAUCUUUGUGCACAAUUUCGCUAAGAAAAGAUGAAUUAUUCUAAUAAAAAUUAAAUGUUUGUCUGUGAAGGUCCUCGACAAUUCAUAUUCUUAAGAAAAGUACAAUAAACACGUCGAAUCAGUUUAACUAAACAAAAAUAUUAUAUUUUAAUGAAUCAAUUUAUUAUUAUUAAUUAUACUUACAAAAAAAUUGGCAUGCCGACUGUUGGAAAAUGCCAUACCGACAAUUGGCAAGUGGUGCGACUACUGGCAAAAAAGCAUUGUUUUAAAAAAACAACAAAUUUAUGAAAUUUAAUAAAAGGUUAUUAAAACUUUAUUUGUUAUUGCAAAAACUAUACAAAAUUUCGAAUCUGAAUAAAUUAACUUUGUAAUAAUUGAAAAGUUCCACUCAGAAUGGUGAGCGAUUAAAAACGCGAAAAUCCUAAAAGUGCCGACUACUGGUAUACUUACCCUAUCGAGGUUUUCAAUUUAUUAAGAGAACAUUUGCAGGAUCUUUAAAUACUAGAUUCAGACCUAUGUGUUUUCAUUCAAGGAUGUAUGGAAUUAAACUCUCAACAUUGUGGCAACAGAGAGUGUAUAUCAUUUGAAAAUACAAAACUGUGCCUAGUCGAAGAAAUGGACAAUACCCUCUUCGUCGUACUUCUCGACAAAAAGUAAGAACUUUAAAAUAUAACAACUUGCGAAAUCCCAAAUCAUCUUUAAAAGUUGUCAAUAUUUUUUUUUUAAUUAAAUUGUUUAAAUGUUUAAAAAUGUCAUUUAUGUAAUAGAAAGUGAGAGUUGUAUUCGAAUAAAUUGUAACUUCGUACUUUAGCAUAUUUGUAGCGAACUAAGGUCACUCCCUCCUUUAAUUAUUUUCCAUAUUUCAUUUAGAUGAUGUAUAGGAAAUGGUGUAACACCAAAAUUCCCUCUUAUAUCUGAAGAUGUAUAAAUUAAUGUGCUGCUUACUCCUCCUCAACAUUAAAAAUAACGGCUAUAAUUGCCGUGUACAAUGGAGAAAUCUACUACAUUUGUUUUAGGAGUUACAAUCGCUCAGUUUGGUUUUUCUAUAAUAGUGGUAGGCAGUUGAAACGGCUUAAAUGACCGAAUCAACCAAAAUAAUCGAAAUGCGUCAAAGAAAAGAUCAACCACAGCAUUGGAAAGCUCCUCUCUUCUUCUUCCACGAGGCUUUCAUGAGUUGUAAGAAGGAGUAUGAACUCCCUUCUACAACCCAUGCUAAUAUACGGUUGAAGAAUGCAAGAAGCAAGAAUUCUAUGCAGUUCAGCUCUCAUGCAUAUUUUACAGGUUUCGUAGUAUCGAUAGGAAUUUUAAAGACAAAAUGAUUUCAAUAGAUUCUUGACCUCCCAAUCUUAAAAUUACCUUCGGCAUUUUGAGAACAAAUUCAUAUGCUUUUCUAAAUUAGUUUCCAAUUAAUGACCGAUUUAACUGUUAUAAAUUUCAAAAUAUCUCAGUUUGAACCAUCAACAGCUCAAAUUCAAUUGCCAUUCUUAUUUUAUCACUCCAAUGUAAAAUAUUUUCCAGUUUACUUCAUGUAAAUAUGUACAUACAGAAUUACUUUACAUAACCCCACCAUUAAUCCAAAUUCCCCCGCCCCUCUCUAUUAGACCAUAGAUAGAAAGUUGUAAUAUCAAUUGAAAACAAAAGAAAAAUAAAAAAUAAAUAAAAUAAAACUAAAAGUAAGCAUGAAAACACAAUUGAAAACAGGCAUACAUGUAAACGUUACUUUUAAACAAAGACUGUAAAUAUGUUAUAAUGAAGUAAAAUACAAAGAAACUCAAAUAGGAAGCAACUAGAUCUCCAUUAUAUGGUUGGUCAAGUUAAUGGAAGGAUACUUCCAUCCGUAUAAAUAUCCCCGACACAUUUUCACCCCCUGCCCAAAGAAGAUGGCCCUUCCCCAAAAACCAAAAAAAAAGAAACCAAAAAAAAAGAUUAAAAUCGUUGUAUAUAUGCAAAGUGUAUCCAUUCAUCCAUGCCUACUUGUGGUAGGGUGUGAGAUACUAGGUUAAAAAAGUAAAUAAAUUAAAAACUAGGAAUAAUUAAAAUUAAUAAAGAAACACAGCAUGAAGAACAAAUGAAUAAAAUUAAGUGAACUUUUUAAGUCAACAAUAAUAAAACAGGUACUACAUACAUACAGUUAGUUAAAUUAAAGCACUUAGAAGAGAAUAAAAUUAAACAAAGAAACAAACAAAAAAAUGAAUUAUUAAAAUUUAAAAUAGAAAGAAAAAGAACAAUUUUAUACAAAACAAAUGGCGUAAAUUUGAGGAAAACAAAUUACAUGAAAAUCUCAAAAUCAAUAACAAGAACAACAACCAAAAAAGACUCGAAUUUCAAGAGUUUUGUUAGUAAAUUUAAUAGAAAUUUAAAUGAAAGCAAACAAAAAUUAAUGUAGAUAACAUAAAAGCAACAACAAAUGGAAAAUACUACUAAUACAUGCGAAAUAAAAAGAAAAUAACAAUAUUGAAAAUGUCAAUUUCUAUAAAACAAAAUAAACAACAAGAACAAACACUCGUAUGAAAACAUACAAACACACACGCGCAUCUCAUUAAUAAUUUACAGAAAUAUUUACACACGCAUUAACAUCACACACACACUCACACAAAGAGUCUCACAUGCAACAAAAAUCAUUGACACAAAUCACAGGACAUCAACGUCAACAUCAUCAUCAUCACCCACAACAACAACAACGUCAUUAUGAGUGUGUUAAAUAUUUAAAAAUUAAGAAAACGAAACAAAAAAUUAAUAUUAAAAAAAGGAAACAAAAAAAGACGUUGUAAAUGACAUAAACUACUACUACUACCACUACUAUGGCAAAAUGCAUUGAUAAUUAAAAUACAAUAAUUUAAUUUAAUAAUGCAACAAAACUGCAACAUCAACGACAUUAACAACACAAACAAACCGACAGGCAGACAAAUAGACAGACAAAGGGACAGAAUUGCAACAGAAUUAACCGCAAAUUCAAUAAACUGCAACACUAACAACAACAAAAUUACAAAGUUAAUUGUAUUGCAAAACAAACAAACACACACACACACAUGCAUACCAUCACACAACACAAGCUCACUCAUCGAAUUGAAAGCAACAACAAAAAUAAAAAUCAUUGUUAAUAUUAAUCAGUUAAUUGUAACAAUAAUAAUAAUAAUAACGACAACAACAAAGCCAUUUCGCAAAAACAAAUAAAAAACCAACAACAAUAAUGAAGCUCAUCAAACAGAAGAAAAUACUUCAAAAACAAAAAAAAAAAACAAAA
Messenger RNA from Musca domestica (house fly), 9298 nucleotides. RefSeq names its product disintegrin and metalloproteinase domain-containing protein unc-71 (gene mmd). NCBI's taxonomy places the organism in Eukaryota, Metazoa, Arthropoda, Insecta, Diptera, Muscidae. The record is from RefSeq and is a predicted model, not a curated record. Gene Ontology annotation, biological process: membrane protein ectodomain proteolysis. Gene Ontology annotation, molecular function: metalloendopeptidase activity.